UCAGAAAGAUGUCACAGAAUAUUUCCAAAUGCAUGACCUCGUCCAUGACUUUGCCAAAUCCCUUGCAGAAAAUGAAUGCUUUACUUUGACGAUUAAAGAUACCAAUGCGCAAGAAUUUGACUUUGGUAGAACCCGUCAUUUAUCUCUAGUAAUAGAAGAGAUAAACACGAUUCCUUCUUUCAUUCACAAGGCAAAGAAUCUGCGAACUCUUAAAAUUUAUAAAGCACAGAUUCCUAGACUUUCUUCUGACUUAUUUGGACACUUGACGUGUCUGAGGAUUUUAGAUUUGCAUAGUACUUACCUUGAAGAGCUUCCAAAUGAGGUAGAGAAGUUGAUACAUCUAAGGUACCUUAACUUGUCCAUGGCAAGGUUUAAAGAAUUACCUAAGGCAGUGACCAAAUUGUACAAUUUGAAAAUAUUACACCUUUAUGGAUGUAAGAAUCUUUGUAAACUACCUGAAGGGAUUGGAGGAUUAGUCAAUUUGAUAGAGCUUGAUCUGAUUGAAUGUCGCCAACUAAGCUACUUGCCAGAAGGAAUUGGGAGAUUGAGCAAACUGCAUCGUUUGCCACACUUCGUUAUUUGUGGGAUAGAGAGAGGAGGAUGUAAGAUUGGAGAACUGAAAAAUCUCAACUUCCUCAAAGGUUCACUAAGACUAAUAGGUUUGGGGAGAGUGGAAAAUGGAAAUGAGGCUAAGAUGGCUUGCUUGAAGAAUAAGCAACACCUUCGUGCUCUGUAUUUCUAUUUCAAUCAAUAUACUGGUGUUUCACAAGUUGAUGAAAAUGCUACUGAAGGAGAAAGAGAAGGAGAAUUAGGAGAAAAAGAAGAAGAUGAAGAAGAAGAAAUAGUUGAUGCUGAAGCUAAAACAGAAGGACGAGAAGAAGAAGAAGAAGAAGCUGGUGUUUCACGUGUUGGUGAGAAUGUCGUUGAUGAAGAAGAGGUAGGGAAAACAGAAGGCGAAGAAGAAGUAGUUGAUGGAGAAGACAUGUUGUUGAGGAGGAGGAUGGAGGAUGUGCUGGAAAGUCUCCAACCACAUCAAAACCUUGAGAAACUAAUAAUCAAGGACUACCCUGGUGUUCUGUUCCCAAAUUGGAUGUGUAGUCAUGAAAACUUUAUGAUUUCCUCCAAUCUGGUUUUCUUGGAACUACGUUGGUGCAGGAAGUGUAAGCAAUUGCCUCCGACUUUGGGGAAACUACCAUCCCUUGAAACCCUUGUAAUAGGUGGAAUGGAUAAAGUCAAAUUCAUGGGUGUUGAGUUUUUUGGAAUUGAUUUUGCCACAACAAGUGACGGUGGGUUUGACAAAAUAUUCCCAAAAUUGAAAGUCUUUGAGUUGGCUUCAAUGCGUAAUUUGGAGGAUUGGGAUUUAAGACUAGUACAGAAUUUUCAAGAAGGGAAAGAGUUCAUCUUUAUGCCGUGUCUACAAGAUCUCUUACUUUUGGAUUUGCCCAAGUUAAGGACAUUUCCACAGCACCUUACUCAGGCUACAUCCCUGAGGAAAUUGUUCAUAUGGUACUGUCCAAAGUUGAGUUGGAUGCCAUCAUCUCCAUCCUCCCAUCUUCCUUUUCUGCACGUUGAGGAGUUGAUCUUAAAAAAGGACGCAGGUUCAUUUUCAAAGUCACUAGUACCAAACAACCACAUGUUUCUCCCUAACCUCAAGUUGUUGCGGGUGAGACAAUCACCAUACUCGUCCUUACCUGUAGGAUUAGGGCAACUCACUUCGCUUCAGAUUCUGGAUAUCCGAACCUGUUCUAAGAUCAAGUCAAUACCUGAGGGGGAGUUGCAGCAUCUCACCGCAUUACAAGAGUUGAGGAUCAUGAGGUGUCCCGCCUUGAGACGACGUUGCCAGAAGGAGAAAGGAGAAGAUUGGGGCAAAAUAUCUCACAUCCCAAGCAUCUUCAUCGAUGGCAAGAAGAUCAAAUGAGGAGAAACUUCCACAACAAGAGGCAUUAAUGUUAAUGGAGGAAGAAGAAGCGGACAACAAACGCAUCACAUACUUGAAAGGAUCGAUUGAUUUUGGUUUGUUAGGUAUUUGAGGUUGAAGAUAGAUAGAUACCAGAGAACUCGAAUGUUGAAUGCCUAAAGUUGGACAGAAACAAACCCGACCUUCUUCGUCACCACCUAGUUAGGGAGUUCGGGUUGAUCAGAUUCCUUCAAUCAGGACUGUUAUUGCAUUACAUAGACUUUGUGAAAGCAGUGGAGAUGGUAGACAAGGCUGAGGAGCACACCAUCUAAGUUGCAAUAAUCACCAAAGGAUGAUUUGGCAGAAGAAAGAGUUCAUUUUCCAUAUGAAUUAUAUUGGAGCUCAUCACCCACAUUUACCUUCAACUUCUCCAAAGAUUUUCAGAACUCAGUUGAACAUGAAGAAAUUAGCUUUGAGGACAAUCCCUUUUGACCAUUGUCAAAAUUUCUCUGUUUCCUCUGUGCCAUGGUGAACUCCUCAGGAAUGGAAGAGCAUGCAGUCCAAUGAUCUGGGUAAUUUUCCUUCCAGUAUUUGAGGUUCAAGAUACCAGAGAAAAUCAAAUGUUCUAUGCCAAAUUUAGGAUGGAAAACGAACCUGACCUCCUUGGUCACCACCUAGUUAGGGAGUUCAGGUUGAUCAGAAAAUUCAAGGUUUCCUGUGGGAGGAAGAGAAAGGUGAAGAAUGAACUACGAUGGUACAUGACAUGAGCAUUCCAUGACAUCGAGGCAAUAUGUAAGACCCAUGACCGCAAUCUCCGCAAGGGUUCUUCCUUCGGCAAAUGAAAAGCACAGUAUGGUAGUUAAUUCUUAAGCAAUUCUUCUUGGCCUUUAUGAAAUUGGUGUUUUGAUUUUGAUUUUUUUUCCUGCACCUCAUCUUUGUUUAAUUCUUGAAGAGAAAUAUAGGCCCACUGUUUGUGGUUUGACAAGAAGACUCAAACAAGGAAUUCAAUGUUGAAAAGAUUGUGUUACUCUCUUUAAAUACGGUUGAAGCAGAGGAAAUGGUAGAUGAGGAAACCAUCUAUGUUGCAAGCAAUAAUCUUAAGAGUUUGAGGAUGUCAAAAUUCUAUGUAUGUGGUGGAUGAUGCUCGUGGAUUAUUUAUUUCUCCAUUCUUGUACCCUGCUUGGCUAUGUUGUAGAGCAUCAAUCUUUUUUCCUUUUGAUAAUUGCAUAGCAUCAAUGUCAAUGGCCACAUAUAUGGCCUUCUCUGUGCUGAUGUUGGUUGGGUCUGGUGGUGGAUCAAGGACGAUUUUCCAGAACCACAUCCAUUAUAUUGGGAUUGAUCGACCCACAUGUACCCUCAACUUCUCCUAAGGAGAAUAAGCUUAGCAGAAAAGAAGAGUAAUGGUUAGCAAUGUUCCAGAAGAUGCUGAAUACCAUAGGAUGCCAAUGCCGUUAGACGUGCAAUUCAAUGCUGUCCUCGAAUUUGUGACUAGAGAGGACUUCAAUCGAAAGCUUGGAGAGCAAGUAAUCACAGACAUAGUGAAGGUUUUGAAGGAGUUACGUGCAUUUCCAAGAUCGCAGACUUCUUAGAGAAAUUGACAGCUAAAUUGGAGAUUUCUUCUUCCACGAUCGAGUUCAGGGGUUCAAUUUCUGAUGAGCUUAUUGUUGAUGCUCAAGGCCAUCCAUGGUUUCGGUUUGUUCGUUGACAGUCUGUCUGCUGCUUUCUAGUCCCUCUUGCUGAUGGCAAUGCCGAAGGUAGGAGGGGGUAGUAUAUCUUCUUUGUUUUGUUUGGUUUUGUCCGGUUGAUGUUUGUACUCUAUGUUUCAUUUUCUUUUCUUAUACAAAUGAUCUUUUAACAAAAAAGAAGCCGGUUAUCUGCUAAAGUUUCUCAUGUAACAGAAAUUGUGGAUGAAACAGUAAAGAGUGGGAUAGUGUGAUAGUGUCCAUGCAGUUGGCUAUAGCUUUAAUGAUUCUCUGGGUCAUACAGAAAGAUCACAAGUUAGUUUGACUGUUUUAACCA
Macadamia integrifolia is the source of this 3916-nucleotide messenger RNA. RefSeq names its product putative disease resistance protein RGA3. Bases 29 to 1918 code for a protein of 629 amino acids. Lineage: Eukaryota; Viridiplantae; Streptophyta; Magnoliopsida; Proteales; Proteaceae. The record is from RefSeq and is a predicted model, not a curated record. The transcript is spliced from 8 exons.